UCUCUUCCAAUCUACAACGUAAUACCAAUCACAUGUCCUCGCGAUGUGAGCACAGGGAGAGGAAGGCUGCCCUCGCUCUCUGCAAGUGCCUCUAGCCCCUUCCUCUGCAACUGCUCCAUCCUCACUCCUCUCCACAUUCCAGAAAAAGAAAAACCAACAAUAAACAAGAACAAAAAAAAACCCAAUCUUUAUAGCCUGUCGAACGACAAUACCCAGAAAGAUUUUCCCCUGAAAAGUUCAAGAAUCGUUUCCCGACGGAAAACGCCCAGAUCCCAUUUCCAAGCUCGUCGGUCGUGACCCUUUUCUGGGAUUCCUCGUAAGCCCACGAACGUUCCUCAGCUCGAAUAUCCUUCGGUCCUUUUGAUUUGGGAUCGUGUUUUGUUGUGACGCAGAUUUCUGGGUUGUUGCUGUUGUUUUGUUCGUUCGGGAUCGUGUUUGGCGUAUUGGGGCAAAUUUGGGAGGACCGGAAAAUUCCAGGAUGUCCGUUUUGUCGAAAAGCGAUUCGGUUCUGAUUAGGGAUGUCUGGGAUUACAAUCUGGAAGACGAGUUUUCGUUGAUUCGCGAGAUCGUAGAUGAUUAUCCCUACAUUGCUAUGGACACCGAGUUCCCCGGGAUGGUUCUUCGCCCGGUGGGGAAUUUCAAGAGCAGCUCCGAGUAUAAUUACCAGACCCUUAAGGCCAAUGUUGAUCUUUUGCAGCUAAUUCAGUUGGGCCUCACCUUCGCAGAUGAGAAGGGGAAUCUCCCGACCUGCGGAACCGAUAAAUACUACGUGUGGCAAUUCAAUUUCCGCGAGUUUAAUUUAAAUGAGGAUGUUUAUGCUCAUGACUCGAUUGACUUGUUGUCUCAAAGUGGGAUCAACUUCAAGAAGAACAACGAGGCGGGCGUCGAUGCUAACCGCUUCAGCGAGCUAUUGAUGUCGUCUGGAAUAGUGUUGAAUGAUUGUGUUCACUGGGUCACAUUCCACAGCGGGUAUGACUUCGGAUACUUGCUUAAGGUGUUGACCUGCCAGAGUCUGCCGAGUACACAGUCCGGGUUCUUUGAUCUGAUUAAGAUGUACUUCCCCGUGCUCUACGAUAUCAAGCAUCUGAUGAAGUUUUGCAAUAGCCUUCAUGGGGGUUUGAAUAAGGUUGCUGAGUUGUUGGAAGUGGAACGGGUUGGUGUAUGUCAUCAAGCAGGUUCUGAUAGUUUGCUCACUUGCUGUACUUUCAUGAAACUGAAGGAGAAUUUCUUUAGUGGCUCUCCCGAGAAGUAUGCUGGGGUUUUGUAUGGUCUUGGUGUUGAGAAUGGACAGAAUGGUUACUAAGAUGAGGAAAAAAAAGUAUUCGAAAUAAAAAUUUAAAAUAUAAAUUUGUCUGCCA
This is a messenger RNA of Syzygium oleosum, 1358 nucleotides long. RefSeq names its product probable CCR4-associated factor 1 homolog 7. Gene Ontology annotation, molecular function: poly(A)-specific ribonuclease activity; nucleic acid binding. Gene Ontology annotation, cellular component: CCR4-NOT core complex; CCR4-NOT complex; P-body. Lineage: Eukaryota; Viridiplantae; Streptophyta; Magnoliopsida; Myrtales; Myrtaceae. The coding region runs from base 479 to 1303 and encodes 274 amino acids. The record is from RefSeq and is a predicted model, not a curated record. The transcript is spliced from 2 exons.